UGUCGCAAACACCAACCCGCCAAGUCGACAAGAUGGGCAAAGGAACAGAUAAACUAUACAUCACCCACUCCGAGUGGUCGUCCUCGGACGCGUACGGCGCCAGUACCGGUGCCAAUGCCGGUGCGCGUGCCCAACGACGCGGUGCCAACUUCAAGAAACUUCCCUUCAACUUCUGCGCCGCCAGUCUCCAACCCUUCAAGAACCCCGUCUGCACCCCCGACGGCACCAUCUUCGACGUCGAAGUCAUCGGCUCAUGGCUCGAAAAGCACAAGACGAACCCCGUCAACGGCGAACCGCUCUUGGCUAAGGAUCUGAUCAAGCUCAACUUUGCGCGCAACGGCGACACCACCGACUCGGACGAGAACAAGGGCGACCUCAUCGAUCCCGUUACCUUCAAAGUCUUCACCGACAAUACCCACAUCGUCGCCAUCCGCCAUGGCUCCUACGCAAACGUCUUCGCCUGGGAAACGGUCGAGCGCAUGAACAUCAAGUCCAAGAUGUGGCGCGACCUGGUUGACGACGAAGAGUUCGGCCGCAAAGACAUCAUCACCCUACAAGAUCCCCAAAACGUCUCCGCCAGCCGCGACCUCAGCCAGUUCAAAUACCUCCAAGACGGCCAGGAAGCCAUUCUCACCAAGGAACAAGAAGAAGAGCGCAAGGGCGGUACCGUCAACAUCGAAGCCCUCGGCCGCGUAGGCGAAAAGGUUCUCCGCGCCAAGGAAGCCGUCGAGCGCGCCCGCGCAGCCCGACAAGCCGGCGGCGCCGACGUCAACCGUCUCACCCAAGCCCUCACCACCAACUCCUCCGCCACCGGCACGAACAACAAACCCACCGUGGCCCGCCACUCCCUAAUCCAAGAGCGCAAACGCCCCGCCAACGCAGCGACCUACACAACCGGUCUAAGCGCCGCCUCCUUCACCUCGACCGGUCUGACCCCUUCCACCUCCGGCGCCCUCGCCCUCCUGUCCGACGAGCAAUACCUCCUCAAACCCACCCACCGCAUCAAAACAAAGGGCUACGUCCGCAUGGAAACCAACCUCGGCCCCUUAACCCUCGAACUCCUCCCCGAAUUCGCCCCCAAAGCCGUCUGGAACUUCCUCCGCCUCUCGGAAAAGGGUUACUACCGGGACGUCGCCUUCCACCGGUCCAUCAGGAACUUCAUGAUCCAAGGCGGCGACCCCUCCGGGACGGGGCGGGGCGGUAGUUCAAUAUGGGGCAAGAACUUUGAGGAUGAAUUCGAAGGGCCUAACACGCAUUCCACUCGAGGAAUCGUGAGCAUGGCGAAUAAAGGCAAAAACACCAACUCGUCCCAAUUCUUCAUCACCUACCGCCCCGCCUCCCACCUGGACAGGAAACACACCAUCUUCGCUAAAGUCAUUGAAGGACUAGACACGACGCUGACGGCCAUGGAGAAUGUGGCUACCGAUGGAUCGGAUCGACCUCUAAACAAAAUUGUCAUCAAGGAUGUUGUUGUGCUAAUCGACCCGUUUGCGGAGUGGAUGAAAGAGAAGAAAGAAAAGGAAGGGGAGGAGGAAAGGAAGCGGGAGGUGGCGAGACGGGGAGGCACGGAGGAUGAUCGGACGACGUGGACGGUUCGGUUGGGCCCCGGUUGGUACUGGUCCUAAAAGGUUCAUGGGCAUAAUUUGCUUGUUUGCUUGUUUGUUUGUUUGUUUACAUCAGGGGUUGAUAGAGAGAGAAAAAUAUUGCAUUAAGUACAGGGAAAAUUGCGCACUACCUAGAAAACAGAUACCCCCAUCAAGGUCAUUAAUAGUCCCUUCUAUGUUCUCCCAUGUCUUUGGUAUCAUAUUCCUGACUUUGUACAAUCUAAUGCUAGUUUAUUUGUUAGCUUGGUAGUACUCCUGGCAUACUGGACGUCAAUGUAUCCCGAAUUGUCCCAAACCUUACAAGGAUAAAAUGAAUGGCUAGGUACGGUUCAGAAAGCUGUUAAGAAGAUUCAAUAUCACAUAUUGAAUUUCGGAAAUAG
This is a messenger RNA of Neurospora tetraspora, 1984 nucleotides long. Its product is annotated as cyclophilin-like domain-containing protein. Gene Ontology annotation, cellular component: catalytic step 2 spliceosome. Lineage: Eukaryota; Fungi; Ascomycota; Sordariomycetes; Sordariales; Sordariaceae. The transcript has 2 exons. The record is from RefSeq and is a predicted model, not a curated record. Gene Ontology annotation, biological process: protein peptidyl-prolyl isomerization; protein folding; protein polyubiquitination. Gene Ontology annotation, molecular function: peptidyl-prolyl cis-trans isomerase activity; ubiquitin protein ligase activity. Bases 33 to 1625 code for a protein of 530 amino acids.